AUGGCGCCUAACAGCUAUCCAGCUAGCUCCCGUGCCACCCUGCAGCUCAUCUUCGAGACCACCUCCGACCGCAGCUCCCAUACUAUCCCAGGAAAAGAUGACAGUCAGCGCGACGCGAGGGACACUGUCGAUACCAACAACUCAACUCCCCGCCGCCCGCCUCGCCGACCCCGACCACCCUGGGAAUACAUCCCCCCUCGAAAGGAUCACGCGACCACGGAGGAACUAUACCGUCUGACGAUGGCCGACGUCCCGACGUCCCCGCGCCCCGAGGCCGAACAGCCCGCCCAGGCGCCUUUGUCUUCGUCCUUCUCACAAGGCCAGAAGGCCGCCCUUGCCGGCUCACCAUCCGACAACAAGCUUGGCACCGAUACAACAACGGCCAUCAUCCCCACGUUGGAAGCAGAUGACGCAGCUGAGAACGAGGCCGUCGACGAAGCCCUUCUGCCCAAGCUCGAUCCCGCCGGUUUCUUUACCCUCGUCUCCAACUCCACGGCCAACACCACUCAUCACCCGACCGUCAAGUACAUCUUCCUAGACGAUGACCCGGAUACCCUCACAACCGCCCUCGCAGCACAUCACUCCUCGAACCAAAUCUCGACCCCCUCGGCCUCGACCUCCAAAUCCGGGCCCGGGAAGAACCCGAACCCGAACCCGAACCGAGCCGUCCUCCUCGAUGUCGUUCCAGGUGAAGACGGCCAAUGGAAGGUUUCCUCCGUCGCUAGCCUUAGCGCAGACUUUGCCGUGACCGACGCCAGCAUAUCUCGUCAGGAGGGCGAGAAGGAGGGCGGACUGGUGCUCAAGAUUGAGGGCGUCGAAAGCGAGGGCGCAACAAUGAUGGCUGACAAGGAGAAGGAUCGUGCCGAGAGCUUGCCCAGCUCUAACAGCGGCGUAGCCAAGUCUGGGAGCGAGGAGUACGGACCGCUGCUCGAGGAUUUCGAGCGCAAGAUGAGCGUCCUUCGGCGGGUCGUCAAGGCUGGCGAAGGUCGCGCUGAGAAGGCGCGUGAGACAAGGCCUUCCGAUGCUGAGGUUGAACCGGCCGAGGAGUGA
Messenger RNA from Colletotrichum costaricense, 1050 nucleotides. RefSeq lists its product as uncharacterized. The transcript has a single exon. Bases 1 to 1050 code for a protein of 349 amino acids. NCBI's taxonomy places the organism in Eukaryota, Fungi, Ascomycota, Sordariomycetes, Glomerellales, Glomerellaceae. The record is from RefSeq and is a predicted model, not a curated record.